Molecule: messenger RNA, 1197 nt
Organism: Diabrotica virgifera virgifera (western corn rootworm)
Lineage: Eukaryota; Metazoa; Arthropoda; Insecta; Coleoptera; Chrysomelidae
Exons: 1
Coding region: 762-1154 (130 amino acids)
Source: RefSeq, a predicted model, not a curated record
UAAAAUGCCAAAAGCAUUUUCUGACACUCUUCUUGCGCGGCUCAAUCGAUAGUUGAAUAUUCUAUUUUUUGAACCUUUUUCCUGAUGUCCUGCGAAUGGCUUCAUUAUGUUUGUUGAUUGUGGGAAUGCGUCAUCCGCCACAAAAACAAAUGGAACAUCAGUGCUUCGUCCUAGUAAUGAACAAGCAGGUGGAAGGUUUAGGGUAUUUUCUUCAAGGCACUCUUUGAAAUAUGAAUCGUUGAAUACGCCCCCGUCCGAUAUUCGUCCCUGACAUCCCACGUUUGCAUAUAUAAAAUUAUAAUUUGCGUCUACAACAGCGAACAAGACAAUGCUAAAGAAGCUCUUGUAGUUGAAAAAAUCGGUUCCUGAAUUUAUAGGAGCUUGUAUUGAUAUAUGUUUGCCGUCCAUAGCUCCGACACAAUUUGGAAAAUUCCAUUUGUCGUUGAACUGCUUGGCUAUAAAGUACCAACUUUCGUUAGUUUUAGUCAUCUGAAAAUAAAAGUUACAUACCAUAAACAGACGAACGAACUAUAAAUUGCAAAGCAAAAAAGUGGAUUAAUUUAGAAAUUAAUAUUUUGUUUCAGGGUAAACGAAAACGAAAGGAAGAAGAUUCACAAGAAGUAGAAACAGACGAUGGAGAAGAGUCGCUACAAGUAUUGGAACAGAGCAUUGAUGGUUCCGAAAAUGAGGUUGGAACAACAGCUCAAUCUCAAUCUAAAUCAAACUCAAUUAACAUUGUGAAGUCCCGUGGUCGAAAAAGUAUGGCUACUAAUUUACCAAUUGUAAACGAGGCAGUGAAUCUUAUGCGAUCUAUUACUACUAAAAGGGCUGAAAAGGAUGAAUUUUCAUUGUUUGGUGAACAAGUUGCAAUGAAGCUUCGAAAAAUUGUGUCGCUAUUUGCUAGAUUUUCCGUUCAGAAUAUAAUUAAUACUGUUCUAUUUGAAGCAGAAAUGGGCAAAUACGAUAAUCCUCAUUUCAUAAAUCAUUCUCAUCCAUCUACUCCACAAGCAUAUCCACUGCAAUCAUUCAAUGUUGCCCAUAAUUCAAUACCAUCUCCAGGACAUUACCCCAAUACAUUAAGUGGUCGGAGUUCGACAUCAACUUCUACUAUUAAUCAAGAUGAGGACAUUCACACUCUCUUAUUGACGUUGUAAUUUCUUAUAUUUUUAAAUAUAUAACAAACUACGAUGAAUAGUU